AUGAACACCGCUAAGGAUUUCCUUGCGGGGGGUAUUUCAGCAGGUGUGUCCAAGACCAUCGUCGCUCCCAUUGAGCGUGUCAAGAUGCUGAUCCAAACGCAAGACUCGAUCCCGGAGAUCAAGGAGGGAAAGAUGCCCCGCUACACGGGUAUUGUCGAUUGCUUUCGCCGUGUCUCCGCCGAACAGGGUGUCGGGUCCCUUUGGAGAGGCAACCUGGCUAAUGUCAUCCGGUACUUCCCUACGCAGGCAUUUAACUUCGCCUUCAAGGAUACCUUCAAGCGCAUGUUCCCCAAGUACGACCAGAAAAAAGACUUCUGGAAGUUCUUCUGCACCAAUGUUGCGUCUGGUGGUCUGGCUGGUGCUUCUUCAUUGGUUAUUGUGUAUCCUCUAGACUUCGCAAGAACUCGUCUCGCUUCGGACGUUGGCAAGGGCAAUGAACGCGAAUUUACCGGAUUGAUGGACUGCCUGAACAAGAUAUGGCGCCGCACCGGGUUCUUCUCGCUGUACCAGGGCUUCGGCGUGUCAGUCCAGGGUAUCAUCGUCUACCGCGGAGCGUACUUCGGCCUCUUUGACACGGCGAAGGCGAUGCUUUUCGGACCCAACAAUGACGCAAACAUCUUCUACAAAUGGGCCGUCGCGCAGACCGUGACCGCUGCCGCUGGUGUCGUCUCCUACCCCUUCGACACUGUCCGAAGAAGAAUGAUGAUGAUGGCAGGUCGCAAGAAGGGAGAGCAGGAGAUUCAGUACUCUGGAACUGCAGACUGCUGGAAGAAGGUCUACCAGCAGGAAGGUUUCAAGGGCUUCUUCAAGGGCGCGUGGGCUAAUGUCCUGCGUGGCGCGGGUGGUGCGCUUGUUUUGGUUUUCUAUGACGAGCUCAAGAAGAUGCUCAUGUAG
This is a messenger RNA of Besnoitia besnoiti, 894 nucleotides long. Its product is annotated as putative adenine nucleotide translocator. Gene Ontology annotation, biological process: mitochondrial ADP transmembrane transport; mitochondrial ATP transmembrane transport. The transcript has a single exon. Gene Ontology annotation, molecular function: ATP:ADP antiporter activity. Gene Ontology annotation, cellular component: mitochondrial inner membrane. Lineage: Eukaryota; Apicomplexa; Conoidasida; Eucoccidiorida; Sarcocystidae. The record is from RefSeq and is a predicted model, not a curated record. Bases 1 to 894 code for a protein of 297 amino acids.